GGCGAUCUAGAAUUCGGUGUUCUGCGGACGGGAAUAACGCUAGGAAUACCGAGGGUUUGUACUCCUCCCCCGGUAGAGGGCUGGUGGGUGUACGACAACCCAUUGUCUUUAAGGCAAAAGAAGAGGAGGCUUCUCGAUGUGUAGCGGUGCUUAAGGAAACACGGAACCCGAGGCCCUUCGAGUUGUGCAGGAGAAGGUGGAGAAGACAGUCCGGGCUGUCACUGCUCCACAGCCUGGCUCGGACAGCUGGAACAUGGCGGCGGCGGAGUUGGAGUGGAUCCCAGAGACUCUGUAUAACACGGCAAUCUCCGCCGUGGUGGAUAACUACAGCCGAGCGCGCAGGGAUAUCCGCAGCCUGCCCGAAAACAUCCAGUUUGAUGUGUACUACAAGCUUUACCAGCAAGGAAGAUUAUGCCAGCUUGGAAGUGAAUUUUGUGAACUGGAGGUCUUUGCCAAAGUUCUACGUGCUGUAGACAAACGACAUCUGCUUCACCACUGUUUUCAAGCAUUAAUGGACCAUGGUGUAAAAGUUGCUUCUGUGUUAGCAUGUUCUUUCAGCAGGCGUUGUUCCUACAUUGCUGAAUCUGAUUCCCAAGUUAAAGAGAAAGCAAUUCAGAUUGGCUUUGUCCUUGGUGGGUUCUUAUCAGAUGCUGGAUGGUAUGGCGAUGCUGAGAAGGUGUUUCAAUCUUGUCUACAGCUGUGUGGUUUUCAAAAUGAGAUGCUACACUGCUUCCGUGCAGUGGAAUGUAGUGUUAGGCUACUCCAUGUAAGGAAUGGCAACUGCAAGUACCAUUUGGGAGAAGAAACCUUUAAACGUGCACAGACCUACAUGGACAAACUGGCGAAGCACAGACAAUAUGCAAAUAAAGCAGCUUUGUAUGGGGAGCUAUGUGCUCUCCUCUUUGCUAAAAGCCACUAUGAUGAGGCAUAUAAAUGGUGUAUAGAAGCUAUGAAGGAAAUCACAAGUGGACUUCCUGUCAAAGUAAUUGUGGAUGUUUUAAGGCAGGCAUCCAAGGCUUGUGUAGUAAAGCGGGAGUUCAAAAAGGCAGAGCAGUUAAUAAAGCAUGCGGUUUACCUUGCACGGGAAAACUUUGGUCCUAAACAUCCCAAAUAUUCUGAUGCGCUCCUAGACUAUGGAUUUUACCUUCUCAAUGUAGAUAACAUUUGUCAGUCUGUCGCAAUAUAUCAGACUGCCCUUGAUAUUCGACAGUCAGUGUUUGGAGGUAAAAAUAUUCAUGUGGCAACAGCUCAUGAAGACUUGGCAUACUCUUCUUAUGUUCAUCAGUACAGUUCGGGAAAGUUUGACAAUGCACUAUUUCAUGCUGAACGUGCCAUAGAGAUCAUUACUCAUAUUCUUCCAGAAGACCAUCUUUUACUUGCCUCUUCUAAAAGAGUAAAAGCACUAAUAUUGGAGGAAAUUGCUAUUGAUUGUCACAACAAGGAGACAGAACAAAGCUGCUUCAGGAAGCGCAUGACCUCCAUCUAUCUUCACUACAGCUGGCAAAAAGCCUUUGGAGAAUUCAAUGUACAGACUGCUAAACACUAUGGAAACCUUGGCCGUCUGUAUCAGUCCAUGAGAAAGUUUAAGGAAGCUGAAGAAAUGCACAUCAAAGCAAUCCAGAUAAAGGAACAGCUCCUGGGUCAAGAGGAUUAUGAAGUAGCUCUAUCAGUGGGGCAUUUGGCUUCUUUGUACAACUAUGACAUGAGUCAGUAUGAAAAUGCAGAAAAGCUUUAUCUGCGGUCAAUAGCCAUUGGGAAAAAACUGUUUGGUGAAGGUUACAGUGGACUGGAGUAUGACUACAGAGGGCUCAUAAAACUUUAUAAUUCUGUUGGCAAUUAUGAAAAAGUAUUUGAGUACCACAAUAUAUUGGCCAACUGGAAUCGGUUACGGGAUCGUCAGUUUUCUGUCACUGAUGCCCUUGAGGAUGUAAACACCAGCCCUCUAUCAACAGAAGAAGUUGUGCAGUCUUUUCUCAUGUCACAGACCAUGGAAGGACAGAAUUGUUAAAAAAAAAAACUACAAACUGAGAAUUGUUUUUUUCCCAUACAACUGGAAAAAUCCAUACUGUGAAAUUGUAAAAACAUUACAAGAAAAGAGAAAUUCUUCUUGGAACAUGGCCCAGAUAACGGAUUUGGGUUGAGUAGAAGGUUUGCUCUGGAAUCCAAUUAAAACCACCUUUUCUACGUGAAGCAGGAGGAAACUGAACUUGUGUUUCAAAUUGUUUUGCAGCUCCAUUAGGAAGAUGCAAAUAAAAUUAAUAAGUUUA
Messenger RNA from Xenopus laevis (African clawed frog), 2267 nucleotides. RefSeq names its product amyloid beta precursor protein (cytoplasmic tail) binding protein 2 S homeolog (gene appbp2.S). Gene Ontology annotation, molecular function: ubiquitin-like ligase-substrate adaptor activity. The record is from RefSeq and is marked provisional. NCBI's taxonomy places the organism in Eukaryota, Metazoa, Chordata, Amphibia, Anura, Pipidae. Gene Ontology annotation, cellular component: cytoskeleton; Cul2-RING ubiquitin ligase complex; nucleus. Gene Ontology annotation, biological process: intracellular protein transport; proteasome-mediated ubiquitin-dependent protein catabolic process.